AUGGCAAAUGUUCAGUUCAAACGCAAAGACGCAACAUUAAACACAAUGUUGACAAUCAAUAAAUUAAAACUUCUUUUGGCCAUAAUACUGGUAUUGCAAUUGUCUCCCGUGGGCUUUUGUAGGACCAGGGCGAAAGCCAGAAAAACAGGGGCUAGAAAAGUGUCACCUCGAAUUGUUGGUGGCACUACGACGAGUAUAGCUAAUGUGCCCUAUGUGGUUCAACUACGUGAAAAUGGCAGAUAUAUAUGUGCGGGCGCUUUGGUGGGAAGACGUUUUGUGGUGACAGCUGCCCAUUGUAUAGUUGGAGUUACUCCCGCCCAACUAACCGUAGUCGGUGGAGCCUCCAGUCUCACGCAAACUGGUGUUAGGCGAGCUGUUAACAAAAUUAUACGCCCAAGGGGAUAUACUGAAACCACAUUGAAUAAGGAUGUGGCUGUGAUCAAAUUAGCCUCCGACAUGACUGGCUCUAACAUCGCGACAAUUCCCCUAAAUACCCAACGAUUGACUACGCGAUUGAAUGUACGAGUUUCCGGAUGGGGCCAAACGAGCGAAAACGCGACAGGAGUUGCCAGAAAUUUACGUACCGUUGUUGUGCCAAUUGUAGGUAAGCAGGGAUGUGCCCGUCAAUACAGUGGAACAAUUGCCCUUACAGGAUCCAUGUUCUGUGCUGGACAAGCUGGAAGGGAUUCCUGCAUUGGUGACUCCGGAGGUCCCGCCGUUGCAAACGGCCGUUUGGUAGGCGUUGUUUCAUUUGGAAAUGGCUGUGGACGUGCUCGCUUUCCGGGAAUCUACACUUCCACUCGAUCCACGAGAAGCAUCAUUCUGAGAGGUUUAAGGCAAUAAGAAAUAAGUAUUUUUUUGUUUAGAUAAGUUAU
This is a messenger RNA of Stomoxys calcitrans (stable fly), 875 nucleotides long. Its product is annotated as trypsin alpha-3-like. The transcript has a single exon. The record is from RefSeq and is a predicted model, not a curated record. Lineage: Eukaryota; Metazoa; Arthropoda; Insecta; Diptera; Muscidae. Gene Ontology annotation, biological process: proteolysis. Bases 1 to 843 code for a protein of 280 amino acids. Gene Ontology annotation, molecular function: serine-type endopeptidase activity.